Castor canadensis (American beaver) is the source of this 7872-nucleotide messenger RNA. NCBI's taxonomy places the organism in Eukaryota, Metazoa, Chordata, Mammalia, Rodentia, Castoridae. The record is from RefSeq and is a predicted model, not a curated record.
UGAGGCCUUGAGUUCAAACCCCACUGUUGCCAAAUUCUAAAAAUGAAAUUAAGCAGGAAAAAUACCUAAUACAUAUGACAAAGUAUUCAUACAUUUAUGUUUUAAAGAAUUAAUAUAUAACCAACAAAAUGCUAAUGCAUCAAUAGAAAACUGGGCAUAGUUUUGUUGACAUGGUUAUGUGUGAACACAUGUGUUUAUAUAUAUUUAUACACAAAUACAUCCAUUUGCUUAAGUACCUGUGACAUUUCUGUAUAAACAUGCAUAGGAGAAAGACUAAAGGAUACACACCAAAAUAUCAAUAGUGAUUGUUGUCUCUGGAUUGUUGAGCUAUAUUUUUUCUUUAUGUAUCUGUAUAUUUUCCAAGUUUUAACUUUCAUUUGUACCAUUUGUAGUUAUAUUGUCUUCCUUAUACUGCUAUCUGUUUUCCAAAUUUUAUAUAUAAGUAUGUAUUUUCUUUUAGAAUCAGAAAUAGGUUUUAUAAGAUCCUACUUAAUUGCAGUUUCUGUGCUUCUGAAGAAAUUCUUUGGCCAUAUGUAUUCUCUGUGAGAAACAGAAAACACCUAAAGUUGGCAACUUAAGUGUGAUUAUUUGUUCUUCGAAUAGCUUUCUCCUGUGUCCUGUCUGCCUCCUAGUCCCUCCCUUGGAAUUUUCCCCUCCCUAUGACUGUUUCUGCCCUAGACAUCUUUGAAAUUUUUCUUUCUCUUCCUUAUUGUUUCACCUGCUUUGUGUAUUUAGGUUUCCUUUCAAAUGCACAGAAUGUCCUGUUCCCUCAGGCUUGGGUUUAGAAAUAAGCACAGGUCAGCCUGGCAGUUCCAAGUUCCCUUUCUGCAGUACAGGAGGUGUGCCUCAUGGGAUGACCGUACCAGGAUGCCUUGCUCAGGGUCUGAAGUGUGGGGUGAUGUCCUUCCAUGGUGCACUUUGUGUCCCGGUCACUGUGUUCCUGACCCUGCUGUCAGGUUACAAGCUCAAUAAGGCAGGAACUUUGGUGUGCACUCUGAACAGGGGCUCAAUAAUUGUGUUUUGAAUUGAGUGAAUGAUUGAAUCUACUGCAGUAUCAAAGCCUAUAGGAAUUGUGUGAUAAUCUCAAACUUAUUCUAAAAAAAUUAUAUAUUUAACUUUUUAUUUGAUUGUCCAAAGCCUGAUAUAGGCUGUCCAUAGGGAAGAAAAGGUAAAUAAAUUCUUUCUGUAAUCCACAUUGGCUUUGUUUUCUCAAUAAUCAAUUUUGCAUCUCCAAAAAUUACUGUAGUUCUGUACAUUGGAGUUGAAGCUUCCCAUUUAUGUGGCCUGCCAGUUCUUCAUAUCCAGAAUAAUUAGUAAGCUAAAUAAGUCUUUGUAAGAUAGUUAAGUGUUUUUAUAUCAGAACCUGUUUUAAAUGGAACUUAUUUCAUGUGAUGUCUGGGUUCACCACCACCACUGAUGCUGGAGAGGAGGGAGCCCCAGGAGCCCAGUACACUGUCCCCUCUGGGCUGUGUCCCCUACCUUUCCCUUCUAGUCUCUCCUUGUCUGCACCUGUAUGGGAUAUUUCCAAAAAGGUUGUUGGAUGGGAUGGUACUUACGAUUUCCUCUGUCCUAAUCUACUGCUGAAUAGUGACUGACCCUUGCCACUGCAAGGUCUGUUUUAGAAACAGAAGAGGGAAAACCAAGGUAAUUUCUAAUGCCUGUCCACAAAAGAGGUUAGCUGAAAUUACAUUUAGAUUGUUAACAAAUCCUCAUUAAUAUUAAGACACUAGGCUUUUCCAGAAAGAUGCAUUUUUAAGACUAAAGAAAACCUUUGUGACAUUGUGGCAAAGGAGUGAGAUUUUGUUUGUCGUUCAGCUUGCAAACACUGCCAUUUACUGUUUAGUCUACAUUUUUUCUGGAGAAGACUUAAUACCAACUUUAGUGUUUUUGCUGAUUUUAGAUGGCUUAUUUUUGAACCCUCUAGUACAUUUUUUAAGUCAUUAUCUACUGUCCCUAUGGCCAAUUAAAAAUCGUCUUACAAGCUAUCAUAGAUUGAAUCAGAUAUUGCUAUUAUUCUUCUCCCAAGAAAGAUGACAUUUAUGAUCCCAUCAAUUUAUUGCUUGUUUUUCAAAACAAAGCAAAAUAUGACUGUUAGUGCACCCAGUUAUGUAGGAACUCUGGAAAUUCCAGAGACUGAUGAACAUGUCGUUAGUAACCAAAAAUACUGAGAUCUUAAGAAUGAUUGAAGUCAGCUCUUAAUAAUGAGCUGACAUAUUGCUUAUACCAUUACAUAAAAUAGCUAAAGCAUUUCAGAGCUGAUUAAUGGCUCCAUGGUUUCAAAUUUAUUUGGAAGACAGACUUAGAAUUGGGUAGUUUUGUCAGUCUGUCUUGGUGUUACACCACUAUAAAUGAUUCUGCUUACUCUACUAUUCCCCUCAUUGUGUAGGGUCUUAGUCCUGUUCCAGUUAGCUUAGGAGAAAAGGAAUACUUAGUUUUAAGGGCACCAGGGUAUCUCAGAAAUCUCGUGAAUGACUGGAAGGUGGGCAAUAAAUCUGUUAGGGGGAUUCAGGCGGCACCAACUUUGUCCUAUGGAUCUAUGCAUAGCAGCUGCUUGGUGUCCUUCUGAUCAGGUGUGGCAAUUCAGUAGGGGAAUCAUAGGACACAAAAUACAAUUGUGUUCAUGGCAUGACUUAUUACAAGAGCAAAGAAGCAAAAUGAAUACAAGGAGAAAAUGCAUGGUCAAGGUCCAAACGACACUGGCUGCAAGCCCCUGGGAGUUCUCUCCCAGAAGAGUUCCGCCAUUCCACUUCAUUGCCCCAAGAGGAGUGAGCUGUGAAAAUCCAUGGAAUGUUGCCAGCCAGGACAAUGUAGGGAUUUUGUUGAGGAUUACUCAUGCAUAUAGCCUUGUUGAUAUGUACCCAAUUCCAGGCUCUCAGAAGGAAGCAAGUGUUCUACAUAGACCAUACUGUUUGUAUAGAUAGUCAAGGAACAAAGUACAUUGUUAGGGAGUGGUGGGGAUCCUCCCCAAACCUAAGUUCUCAGGGCAAAUAGAACUUUCCCCUUUCCAUGCCAGAGUUUACUUACCUUUUAGGUCAGGUUGCUUGUCAUAAUAAACUUGGCUCUCAGGGAUGCCCAAUUCUAAAUUCCUAGAAGAGAGAAAUAGCCCAGCUAGGGUUUGAUACCCAUCCUGAUGUAGGCAGUAGGUCAGAGAAAUGGGUCAUCUAGUGAGAACAUGGAUAUUAAGAGUUCUUCCUAUCUGUUUGUAGAGACAAAGGUUCAUUCCAGACCCAGAAGACACUUCAAAAGGAUGUCAAUCAUAGGAAUGCAUGUGUGGAAAAGCCUCUCAAGAUUACAUUCUUCAUCUUGGCAAGGGUCCCUGUAAAAGCAGCAUCACAGAGUAAUAGAGCAUAAUGGUACCCAAUUUGAGCCCUGGGUUUCACAUGAAAUUCAGCAGACCUAGUUACUCUGAAGAGAAUGGGAGGUAUCCAUCUAUAUGAACACAGCGAAUGCCUAAGAAAUUCUGUAACAGAUCCCAGCGCCUUUCCCUGAGUGUUUUGUAGUAGUCCUAGUGAACUUCUGUUCUUUACCAUUCUAAUUUGAACUGGUUGGAGUGCAUGGAAGUGUUGUGAUUCAUCUCUGAGAUUGGGUCUUGUGGCCGAUGUGUAAAAUAGCAUAUGCUUUUAUAAUAAAGUUUGUUUUAAAGCUUUCUAGGUAAAGCUUUCAACCUAACCUGUUGAAGGUUCUGUUUUUCAGCCCUCUGUCCUGUGUUUGAGUAAUCCCAAUCUUCUCAAUAAUACCCCUAUAAGAAACUCUAAUAUUUCAGUUUUCUUUGAGACACCUUCUUACUGUGUAACCCAACUGACUCCAACUCAAGAUCUUCCUGCCUCAGCUUCCCAAGUAGUGGGAUUAUAGGCAUAUGCCACCACACUCAUCUAGAAACUCUCAUAUUUCUUGAAGGAAGCCUAUUCGUUGUACAAUGGAUAGCUUUUAUUUACUGGAAGCAGGAGCUGAUAUAAGAGUAUUGAAGUGAUCUUGAGGUGGUUCCUAACAGAGAUACAUAAAGAUUCUGUUACACCUAUGGCAGGGAUGUUCUGGAAAGGACUGGGUAUCAGCUACAAAAUUUGCUGGAAACCCUGUGAGGUAUGUAGCCCAUGUAGAAGGUGUUCUGGAUCCUUUCAGGCAAUGGGAAAUCAUCAAAGAAAUGUCAUUGUACCUCUGUUCCUGGCUACAUAAGGUUAGUAUUGAGUGAAUUUAAGGAAAACAUGUUCAUGUCCACACAUACAUAUGCAUGCAUACACACACAUGCAUGCGUACACACACACACAUGUUAGAGUGUAAAUUAAACCCUAGUGCUUCCAGCCACAUCCUCCUUUUUAUUUAAUGUGGAGUAGGGCAAAGUAGUCAACCCCCUCUACGUUGUACAUAAUAGGCAUGGUCCUUCACUGUGGUCUGAGUGGCCCAGGUGCCUCACACUCUGUGAUGCUCACUUCCCAGUCCUGUGACAGAAACAGGUAAUCACCUGCAAAUGGGUCCAUCUAAUGCCUCGACAUAGGACAUUCGCUGUUUGUCUCUUAGUCUCUUUCUGUAAUACACACAAAUGUGUCCUUAGAUUAGUUUUUGCUUUCAUAUCUUGAAUAUCUUUGAGAUGGUGGGGGAGAGCAGUAGUCAUUUACAGAGAGGUUAAUGUGCUCCGCUCCCCAGUGGUGGGGAUUGAACCCAUGGUCUUGUGCAUGCUAGCAAAGUGCUCUACCACUGGGAAUAAUACCACCCAGGUCCCUGAGAAUAACAUGUCUAAAGAAAAGACAAGUGUUUCCUUGUGAAUCUAAGAACUGCAUGUGAAAGAAAGGAAAAUUUCUAAGCUGUUCCAGUAGAUGAGCAAUAGAACUUUUGAAAACUGAAGUGAACCCACUUUGGGGGCACAGCCUGCAGGGGAAACCCUUCCUCAGAUAACAAGCUGUAUUUGCUCACUAGUUUAGGGUAUCCUGAGGUAGUGACUUAAAAUGCCAUCUCCUGUCAAGAAACCUGUUCUUUGCAUUCUUUAUAGUGAAAUCCUCAGGAAUUGUUUUGAUGGGCUAGUAUGCACCCACAAAAUCUUUGGAAAAGAAAAUCCAAGAGUCAGUGGUAGUGGGCUAUUACAAGCUCCUCUGGGUUCCCUGGCACCUUUCCAGUUCCUGGGGCUGAGGAUACCCAUUCUGACCAACACUAAGGCUUGGAGAUGCUGGAGGUCAUAAUGAAGGCCAGGCUUAUCAGAACAGUGUUUAUUAUUGGGAGUCUCCUCAACCUCCUGAGGGUGGGGCGGUGCAAGAUGCUCCAGUAGGCAUCCUAAACAUGAGUUUAGGCUGUUCACCAACACCCAGCAUGGAGAGCAAAUGAUUUCCAUGACAAAGAAUACUUGCAACACGUCUCAUCUGGCCUAUGUCUCAGUGAUAGUAUGGGUGGUAUUGCACUUGCUUAAAUUUAACUCAUGUACUACUGAUCUUUAUGAGUCUGGUUGAGUUAGAAAUGAGUAGACCUGCUAUUAUUCACCUUGAAAUUUACUAAUUGAUACUACUUUAUUCUGUCAAUGGAAAACCAUUGUCCUUUAAUUGAUUUCAGUUGUAGUUUUUUUUGGUGAAGGUGCUAUUGUUUAAGUGGAUGUACAUUUCCCUCUGUUAACCAAAUUCAGAUCUGCAUUUGUGUAGGUCUGGUAUUCUUGUAUUUGGUAUCAAGCACCUGAGUACAGUGCUUGGUGUGUGGGAUCUCAACAUGGAGACUCAAUUCUCAGCAACCUGCCAGGAGUUAGCAUGCAGGCAUGUAACAUUUCUGUUGCAUCUUUUGUUUUCACAGUGAGAGAAAAACGCAAGAGUCUCUUCAUUAACCAUCAUCCUCCUGGACAAAUAGCAAGGAAAUACAGUUCGUGCUCCACUAUUUUCCUUGAUGAUAGCACAGUCAGUCAACCAAACCUCAAGUAUACAAUUAAAUGUGUAGCUCUUGCAAUAUAUUAUCACAUCAAAAACAGGGACCCAGAUGGAAGGAUGCUGUUAGAUAUUUUUGAUGAAAACCUUCACCCUCUUUCGAAAUCUGAAGUGCCACCAGACUAUGACAAACACAACCCAGAGCAGAAGCAGAUUUACCGAUUUGUUCGGACACUGUUCAGUGCUGCUCAGCUGACUGCUGAAUGUGCCAUUGUCACCCUGGUGAGAAGGAGAAAGAAGAGUAUUAUAGAAAAAACAGAAAAGCAGUGGCUUGUGCAACAGAAUCCAAUCCUCUUUUCUCAUUAUUGGAAGACUUUAAACAAUCUAAAAAACUAAAGAAUCAAAAAACAGAUGUGUAAUAUUUUGUUUCAUAAAAAACAACUAAAGGAGAUAAAAAUGGUUAUUUGUGUGGGUUAGGACCUAAGAAUACAGAAAAAUGGAGAAGAUAACUGUUUUCUUUUGUUUCCCAUGAUGUAUUUGACUUUAAAAAUAUGUCUGUGUAUUACUUUGGCAAAAGUAAAUAAAUAAUUCAAUGAACAAAUAAAUAUAUAGAAACAUUGUGUGUUUAUUUCCUUACAGAAAAGAGGGAAAGAGUUGAAUUAAGCCUUAGUAUGGCAUCAGAGUAGUUCCAAGUAUAAAAACAUGCACAUUUAUCAGCUUACAAAAAACUAUGUUGUAUUUUUUGGAACCAAUCACAGAGUAUAACUUGCAAACUUAUAACAUUCAGGAGGUAAAAUAUGAAUAUGGCAGGUUUUUUCUUUGUGUUCAUAGCUAUAAAGACUUGGUAUGAAGUAGCAGGGAUAGUAUGAUGGGAGGAAAGCAGGGAUACCAUAAGGUUGCCAUAGUCCUAGGGAUCAUAGAUAGUGAUGACUGUUUCUUGAACUUGAUUUUUAAAAGCCUUGGAAAUAUGUCAUCAGUGAAAUGAGAACUACACUGCUGCACUUUGCAGAUCAAGACAGUUGGUUAGGACUGAACUAUUUGGCAUGAUCAUCACAGCCACAAAAAGUCCUGUUUUUAUUUGGUUGCAUCCUGAGGCAAAUGAAAAUAACCAGAAGAAAAGGAAGAAGAAGAACAAACCCUCUGUCUUCUUGUAUGCAAGAUAUAGAAUAGGUCCUGUUUAAGAUACUUCAUACACAUAGACCAUGCCACAUAUGUAUGUCAAGGCAAUGAGAAUUAAAUAUAGUUACUCGUGCACAUAUGGCACAAAAAAUGUGCCAGACUUCCAGGAGAUAUCACAGUUUGGCUAACCAUGUGCCAAGCCAAUAGAAUUAAACUUCAUAGGGUUUCUAAGAUACCACUAACAAUGCAAAGUUAAGUUACCCUAACAAAAUUACAGGAUUCAGUUCAAGAAAGAUAAUGGCUUUACUUUACUAUGUCUGCAUCACACUACCUUCAGUGUUGUGAGAUAUGGAUGUGGAACUGGGACACACACUGAGUAAAGAAACACUAAUUGUGAGGAAAAUCAAAACUAGAUUGUAUGAGGAACAGAAGAAUCAAGGAUGUAAGCCUGGGGAAAGGAAGACUUAUAAGAGCACAGCAUGGCUACCUUGCCAUAUAUUAGGUACUUUUGUAUAGAAGGAAUGGAUUCCAUUUUAAUUUUUUCUGAGAUUGGAACUGACACAUGGAUAGAAGUUACAGGAGACAUUAGACAAAAGUAAUUUCUAAUGAGUGUGAGUGACAGAACUCUGUUUCUCAAUUACUUACUGACUCUUCAUUAGAAGAAGUGUUCAUAGUGCAAGAUCAUCAUCCACUAAGUACUUUGAGAGAGGAUUCCCAUAUUAGAAUAGAGGUAGAGUCAACUGCGAUUUAAUAUCUGCCCUAGAUCUAAUAUUCUAGGUGCUAAGAAAUGUCAAUCUUGAGAUUCAGUCACCAAAUAUAUAUUAAUCAAUAAAUAAAUGUUGGUCAUCUUCUGUGUAUCAGUAAAAAAAUACUUUGUUCCUGCCUCUUGAAAUGAUACAUCCAACAGAAGUGCUAAGAA